AUGAAAGUAGAAACUUUAGUCAAGAAAAUAAUAGAAGCUAUCGAAAAGGAAUCUCCAACUACAAUAACUUGCAAUGGUAAAAAAAUCAACAUAACUAAAAAACUUAUUGAUAAAUAUAAAUAUUGUAAAGUCAGAGACGAUAUAGACUUAGAAAGAAUUGACGCGAACGCAAAAGAAGGUGGAUUUUUACCUCUCCUUCCUUUAAUAUUUGCUGGUAUAACCGCGGCGGGUGUAGCAACUGGUGGGAUAUCUGCUGCAGUAAGAUAUAGACAUAAUUUAAAAAUGGAAAAGUUGGCCAAAGGUUCAGGAGUGGGAGAAAUGAUAGGCACAAUAAAAGAAUUUGGAAAAAGAUUUGGGGAAGAAACCAAGAAAACUGUUAAACAAGGAUUAAAUUAUUUAGCAGAUAGUAUUGACACGGGAGAAGUCAAAGUCAAACAUAAGGGUAAUGGAAUAUUUUUAAAAAUAUACACACUGGAGAAGGCAUAUUUCUUUCAAAGUAUAAAGGAGAAGGAUUUAUUUUUGGAACAAAUUAAAAUGAUAAAAAAUGGGCAAAAAAUUUAA
Lottia gigantea (owl limpet) is the source of this 561-nucleotide messenger RNA. RefSeq lists its product as hypothetical. NCBI's taxonomy places the organism in Eukaryota, Metazoa, Mollusca, Gastropoda, Lottiidae. The coding region runs from base 1 to 561 and encodes 186 amino acids. The record is from RefSeq and is a predicted model, not a curated record. The transcript has a single exon.